AUGAAUUCCUAUCUGCUGAACAGAGCCCUAGGGUCUGUAAUUUCUCAUGAGUUUCAUGUCGCUCAAACCCACCGACUUGUACACAACAUCGAGCCCGCACCGGGGAUACGCUUCUCCAGCCGCAAAGCAUCUGCGCCCACAGAUCAGUCCGAAGAUGACGUAGCGCCUUUGGACCAGGAGCUAGGUAUUACAGCAGAGGUGUUUGCUCACAAAUCUGGUGUUAAUUGCCUAGCCGUGGACCAGUUUGAAGGCCGAUAUAUGGUUUCGGGGGGCGCCGACCCAUCAAUACAUCUCUGGGACCUUGAGACGCGAGGGUCGGAGCUUGAGUACGUCCAUCAGGCCUGCGCAUCGGUCAGCAAGUCUUCGCAUCCUGACGCCCAUACCCAUGCGAUCACCUCCCUCUCGAUCUACCCAUUCGACCCGGAGCCCUCGACUAUAUUCUCGACGGCGCACGAUGGUACAUUGAAGCUGUCCGCCCUCCAAUCGCCCGCAAUCACACCUGUCCAUACGUUCAAUCUUGAUUGCACACCAUAUUCGCAUUCCUUCUCUUCGCACCCAGGCUCCACGCUGCUUGUAGCAGUUGGCACGUCUGAACGAUCAGUACGACUAGUAGACUUGCGAUCCGGUCUAGCUACACAAGGAUUGCCGGGGCACAAUGAUGCGGUUCUGUCAGUGGCAUGGGCACCCCAUCGACCGCAUCUACUGGCAUCGGCCUCGGUCGAUAACAGGGUAAUCAUAUUCGACGUCCGACGUGGAGGACACAACUCCGCUAUCGCGACCCUGGACAUGGAUGAUCCAGCUGGUCUGGUGGCUCCGGGGACAGGGACAGCAGCAGCGUCUAACGAGAGCCGUCUAGCCUUCUCCCGGCACGCACGCGCCCACAACGGUCCUGUCACGGGGGUACGCUGGACAUCGAAUGGAAGCCACAUCGUGACCACUGGACAAGACGCCCGAAUCCGAGUUUGGGAUUCUGGAACGGGUGCUAAUACGCUCGUUCAUUUUGGCCCUCGGGUUCGUAAUAGCUCUACAUCUCAUCUGGCGGAACGGGCACCCUUGGUCGUUCCAAAGGGCGCAAUGAGUCCAGGGCACGAGACCCUUCUCUGGUCAAACUUCAAUGAACAAGAUGAUCGUGGAGAGAUCUUCAUGUUCGAGCUUCGCGAGGGAAACUUCAUCAAGCGUCUCCGUGUUCCUGGGAUCAUGGCCGGAGCACAAAACAUGCGCGGACGAUCAAGUGCGCUCAGUGCUGCACGAAUUAACGAUCUAAUUUGGCGUGGUAAUGGUGGGUCAGGCGAGGGGAUAGAGUUGUUCUCCGCGCAUGGCGAUGGAACUAUUCGAACAUGGGCGUCUCGUGAACCAGAUGGUGAACUCAGUGAGGCCGAGUCAACCGCUCAGGCCGAUCGCAAAAGGAAGCGAGACGUUCUGGAAGAACUCUCCCGAGGAUUUCUGGGACCGAAUCAACCUAAUCUACGAAUGUGA
This is a messenger RNA of Penicillium brevicompactum, 1476 nucleotides long. RefSeq names its product WD repeat protein. NCBI's taxonomy places the organism in Eukaryota, Fungi, Ascomycota, Eurotiomycetes, Eurotiales, Aspergillaceae. The record is from RefSeq and is a predicted model, not a curated record. Gene Ontology annotation, biological process: protein polyubiquitination; proteasome-mediated ubiquitin-dependent protein catabolic process; transcription-coupled nucleotide-excision repair. Gene Ontology annotation, cellular component: nucleotide-excision repair complex; Cul4A-RING E3 ubiquitin ligase complex. Gene Ontology annotation, molecular function: protein binding. The coding region runs from base 1 to 1476 and encodes 491 amino acids. The transcript has 2 exons.